AUGGAGAUAAUAAGUGGCUUUGAUCAUUAUGUACGUCAGCUAGGCGAGCGACGUCCAGAUAUAUUUGGAUUAGAUGCAGACAUUUUCCCGGACGGCGGUCCCAAGCGCAACUCACUUGUUGAAAUUUCUGGCGCUCAAAAUACUGGAAAGACAUUGCUGCUCAUGCAACUUGUUGCCAAGUUUUUAUUGCGCGGUGAAGUAAUAUUUAUUAAUGUUAGCCAUAAAAUCGAUGUGCAGCUACUUGGAGGCUUCAUCAAAGAUGAGCUGCGUAGCGCCAACGACAACGCCACACCCACCGAAAUACAGGAAAGUUUCGAAAAGUGCAUAGGCUCACUAGAGAUGAUUAAUUGCUACUCAAGUGAGGAGCUGGAGAUGACAUUGGAAUCUUUGGACAAUCACAUGUUACUUGAAAAGGAUCGUGUUGGUCUUAUUGUCAUAGAUGCUUUGUGUGAGUUCUACUGGCUGGAUUUUACGGAGAGGAAGCGCAUGACCAAAUAUUGCUACUACAUGGAAACACUAAAUCGCAUACGAAUGAUUUGUAAUAAGUUUCAUGUUUGCUGCAUGUUUACUGUAGACACUAGCUUUAUAAAUCCGCGCCAAACAGCCUCUAGAUCGGUAUCAAUAGACCAUAAGCUUAGGUUAAAUGCUCUUAAUAAUGGCCAGCGUACUUUAAAUAGUCGAAUUAUAAAAUUUACCGAAAGAGGUGUUCAGUGUCAAAAAUAA
Molecule: messenger RNA, 723 nt
Organism: Drosophila busckii
Lineage: Eukaryota; Metazoa; Arthropoda; Insecta; Diptera; Drosophilidae
Gene: Xrcc2
Exons: 1
Coding region: 1-723 (240 amino acids)
Biological process (GO): double-strand break repair via homologous recombination; DNA strand invasion
Cellular component (GO): replication fork; centrosome; Rad51B-Rad51C-Rad51D-XRCC2 complex
Molecular function (GO): four-way junction DNA binding
Source: RefSeq, a predicted model, not a curated record